Vanrija pseudolonga is the source of this 3272-nucleotide messenger RNA. Its product is annotated as Xenotropic and polytropic retrovirus receptor 1. Gene Ontology annotation, biological process: phosphate ion transport; cellular response to phosphate starvation. The coding region runs from base 1 to 3213 and encodes 1070 amino acids. The transcript is spliced from 12 exons. Gene Ontology annotation, cellular component: cytoplasm; plasma membrane; Golgi apparatus. Gene Ontology annotation, molecular function: inositol hexakisphosphate binding. NCBI's taxonomy places the organism in Eukaryota, Fungi, Basidiomycota, Tremellomycetes, Trichosporonales, Trichosporonaceae. The record is from RefSeq and is a predicted model, not a curated record.
AUGAAGUUUGGGCAGUACCUCAACGACAACGCCACGCCCGAGUGGAAGCGCGCGUACAUCGACUACCGGGCAUGCAAGAAGCAGAUCAAGCGCAUCACUGCGCGGCUGGAGCAGGCCGACCCGGAGGCCGCGGACGCCGGCGAUAGCUCGGGCGACGACGACCACGGCCCGUCCAAGCCCAAGGGGCAGCGCCCGCCCUCGACCCCCGGCGCAGCGUCUGUCACCGUCGGCAGCGGGGCGGCCACCACCUCCCCCGCCACGGGCGCCGCGACGCCCGGCGCCGCUGCGCCAGACGCCAAGCCGCCGGCAGCGGCGGGGGACACGCUCAGCCCCUCGACGACGCGGUCGACGUACCAUACCCCGGCGUCUGGAUUGUCUAGCACCGGCAAGAGCCCAGGUUACGGCGCGAUGGGGACGAGCCCCCGCCUCGCGUCGGCGAGCGGCGGCGUGCCCCUGCCCCCGGCGCCAACACACCCGCCCCCGCUACACCUCGGCGAGCCGGCGCUCCAGUCGCCUACGGCACCCGCGGCGGUGGAACCAGCCGCAGCGUCAGCGCAGCGCGGCAAGCUCCCGCGGCGGUUAACGGGCAAGGGCGCGGCGGGGGCAGCGUCGCCCGGCCGCGUCAACUUCUCGCCCGUCGUGCACGCGUACCCCGCCGAGGUGGACAUCAGCGAGGGCGGGGACAGCGGGCGGGCCGAGACGUCGCCCGACGACGCCUCGCACGCCGACACGGCGAGCACGGGCGGCGAGACGGCGCCGCUCAAGCGGACCACCAGCAGCGUGCACCGCUCACCCGGCCGCACCAAGGCCAGCCCGCGCCCCAAGCGCAGCCCGUCGGCGCUGCACGCCGGCUUCAGCCCCCAGUUCCAGAUCGUCAGCCCCCGCGUCCAGCCCAGCGCUGGGCUGUCGACGUCUGGCGUUAGCGACGCGCCUAGCGGCUCCAAGAGUCUUCGCUCGUUCAAGCUCCCCUCGCCUCGCCUGCAGCCACGCACGGCGAGCACGUUUGACGAGCUGUACGAGACGCUCGCACCCGACGAGCAGGCCUUCUUCGACCUGUUAGACCACGAGCUGGACAAGGUUGAGUCGUUCUACCAUGCCCGCGAGCUCGAGGCCGUCCGCAAAGGCAACGAGCUGCGCCAGCAGCUCAAGGAGCUGGCCGAGCACCGCCGUGUCUUCCACCGCGAGUACCCGCAGGGCACGAGAGAUUGGGAGGUGGCCAUGGGCCUUGCUAUCCCGGCCAGCACCAACCAGGCGAUUGAGCGCGCCGUCGAGUCGGCACUCCACUUCCGCAACCCGUUCAAGCACCACGAUGGAGACAACGACACGCCGGCCUCAGGAAAGAGUGCCUCCGACACGCCGAACGGUAACGGCCAUGGAGAAAAUGGUGGCGGCCGCAAGUCUCGCGAUGGAGACGACAAGGCUGCGAGGGCCGCGGCGGCGAGACAGUACGACCCCGAGAGAUACCAAAAGUACAAGCGGGACUUGCGUGGUGCCAUGCUCGAGUUCUACCGCCACCUCGAACUGAUCAAGAACUAUCGCGUAAGUUGGGGGUGCACGAAGUUUGCUGAACGACGACAGAUUCUCAACCUCACGGGUUUCCGAAAGGCGCUCAAAAAGUUUGAGAAGGCGACCAAGAUUGUGUGUCUCGAGCUGUACACCGACGACCGGAUCGCGCCGUGCUCCUUUGCGCGCGGUGAGGUCAUCGAGGGCUUGAUCAAGGAGACUGAGGACCUGUUCACCGAGCACUUUGAGCACGGCGACGGCAAGCGAGCGCGCGAUAGACUUCGGAGGCAGGACGAAAACCACACGCACUACCUCAGCAUGCUGAGAUCAGGCAUCAUGCUCGGCUUGGGACUUCCGCCUGCCGUGCUUGCCAUUGUCAAGUCGUACGACCCCGAGACUCGGAGGGCCAUCCCAGCGUGGGAUGCCCUGCUUACGAUCUACGCGGCACUCUACCUCCCCGUCCUCUUUGCCAUGCUGUUCGAGCUGAACCUUUGCGCAUUCGUCGAGGCGCGCAUCAACUACGAGUUCGUCAUGGAGCUGUCUCGCCCGACGCUCGACUUUAGGUCAUACCUUGAGAUGCCGACCUUCUUCUUCAUGACACUCAGCUACUGCUUCUUCUUCUCGUUCUACCGUGUUGCGACACACAAUGUGGCGCCGACAACGUGGCCCGCUGCGUGGCUUGUCCUCAUCGUCGUCUUCUUCCUCAACCCGCUACCCAUCUUCCGCCGGCGGUCACGAUACUGGUUCCUUCAUGUCUUGUGGCGCGUCAUCACGCCAGGUUACUCUCGCGUCGAGUUCAUUGCUUUCUUCAUCGCCGACGAGCUCAACAGUCUGGUCUACACGAUCCAGAACGUCUACUUCCUGUCCUGUGUCUACGGCAACCAUUGGCCAGACAAUGCGUACGGUGUCUGCCCGUCUGGCACCUCGUGGCCGUACGCCCUCCUUGGCGCACUUCCCCCGCUCGUCCGUCUCAUCCAGUGUCUGAAGCGUUAUCACGACUCGGGCCUCCAGAUCCAUUUGGUCAACGGUGGAAAAUACUGCAGCUCGAUUCUGUCCGGAUGUCUCUUUAUCUGGUGGCGCAGCCAGGGUGAACGCCGAGCGCAUACCUCCUUCGUCGUCUGGAUCAUUUUUGCCACCGUGUCCUCGAUCUACACUUCGGCAUGGGACCUGAUUGUCGACUGGAGUCUCCUGCGACCGGGGUACAAGCUCCUGCGCCCGGACCUCGGGUACGCCCACCCGAUCGUCUACUACUUUGCAAUGGUCACCAACAUUAUCGUCCGCUUCAUCUGGGUCUGGUACAUCCCCAACACGGUCAUCCACCCGCGCCUCCGAUCCUGGAUGUUUGCGUUGUUUGAGAUGCUCCGGCGCUGGCAGUGGAACUUUUUCCGUGUCGAGACCGAACACCUCGGUAACGCCGACGCGUACCGCGUCACGCGUGAGAUUCCGCUGCCGUACCGCCGCGUCGACGACGACGGCUCCGAAGACGACAUUGCUGCGACCAAGAAGAGCCUUGCGCGCCGCGCCAGCACCAACCCCAUCGCUGUCAAGCUUCGCAAGAUGAAGCACAGCCUCGUGGGCAAGGACACGUCGGGACGCGGGCCUGACGCCUUGCCUGUUGGCGCGCGCGGCAACUUUGCCCAGCGCGAGUACGAGGCUCGUCGGCCCGGCGACGGCGACGACGACCGCGAGAGCGAGCUGAGCGCAGUGUAGUCAGUCGGGAGCCAUCAUAUCACCCUCAUAGAUCUUGUCAUUAUGGAAUUUGCUGCAGC